Molecule: messenger RNA, 1395 nt
Organism: Lactuca saligna
Lineage: Eukaryota; Viridiplantae; Streptophyta; Magnoliopsida; Asterales; Asteraceae
Source: the annotation of a GenBank genome assembly
AUGGUGGUUUCAUUGAGGCUGGUGGCGACGAUGUUAAUGGUGGUGAUGGCAGGGUUGUUUGCAAUGGUGGUUAGGCAAACUCCAGUGUUAUUUGCAAGCACGAUAAUAUUCCUCUACUAUCGUAAUUUUGCUUGCUUUCUUCCCAAUGUGUCGUCGUUUUAUUAUGUCAUGGCUGUUCGGGUGAAGCGGACUGCUGACGACGCCGCUUCGUCGUCGGUUGCUGUCCUUAUUGCUGGGUUUGUGAGUUUUGCGGUGCGUUUUCCUGGUAGGUCGAGAGGGCUCUUAUGGAUCGAUGUCUUAUUUCAGAAUGAAAGGGUUUCAACAUCGAUUUAUGACUUCCAGGCAUCAUCGAACAAUGGAGCAGAAGAAUCAGCGACUAAAGAAGAGGAAAGGUUUACCAAACUACUGUUGUUGGGCUAGGACAAUCCACAUGUGUAGCCAUUGGUGGGGAUCAUUUUAAUGGGACCAACUUCAUUGACUACAUGAGAAAAUUCAUUGUUGAUCCUCAUACAGAAGACGUGUGUACAAUUUCUUGGUUUCACUUCAAGGGGUUAAUCACAGGUUAAAAGAUCGAUGCAGGGUGGAUGAGCAAGAAAAUUGAAAAAUGUGAGAAAGAAAUUUGAAUGAUUUCUUGAUGAAGACAAGCUUCAAGGGCCGUGGAAAUUGCAUUAUUAAAGAAAUUAAACAAAUCCAUGGAGUAUGCAUUUGGCGAAAAUGGUCCAAUUCCAUCAAGCAUUUUGUCUCUUCGAUCUGCAACAAUGUUAGAUGGGUUGCUUCGGGGCAGUCGUUUCACCUCCAAAUGGUUUACAAAUGUUACACAACCUAAUGAGAGACAUCAUAGAUACGAGUUCAUUAAGAUUCCAACAUUAGGAAAGCUUCAUAAGGUAAGUAUUAGAAAGUGUGAGAAAGUUAAUAUCAUACACAAAUUGUUAGAUCACCAUAUUAUCCAUGGCAAGUCUUUGAGUUUCUAGCUGAACGAAAGAUUCUUACACUGCAAAAUAUCUUAAAACCUUCUCCUAAUGGGCCAAAAGGUUUGAACAAAUCAUGAAUACACUUAUUUUUUUCUAUAUUAAAAUUUUAAAUAUUUUAUAGUUUUGCUUCCUUCGAUAAUGAAACUCAUGUUGGUUUCUUUUUCAGCUCCAAAGAAUAGAUUUUGUCAUUGACCGAGCAUAGGGACAAAUUGCUAAGGGUGUUGCUGCCGCACUUGCUAUUUACUUUGCAACACAAAGGGGUCAUUAUAUUAUAGCAUACUACAUUAUAUUUGUGUAUUUGUAAAUGGGCAAAACGUAGACAAUAGCAACAUACUUUACUAUAGCUACAAAUUAGAACAAUGUACUAUACUUCCACACUAAAGCGACACUUUACGAUCCCCGCAAUGCGGGGGUCACUUUUCUG